Messenger RNA from Chinchilla lanigera (long-tailed chinchilla), 8689 nucleotides. RefSeq names its product polymerase (DNA directed), theta (gene Polq). Lineage: Eukaryota; Metazoa; Chordata; Mammalia; Rodentia; Chinchillidae. The coding region runs from base 106 to 7824 and encodes 2572 amino acids. The record is from RefSeq and is a predicted model, not a curated record. Gene Ontology annotation, molecular function: ATP binding; DNA-directed DNA polymerase activity; DNA binding. The transcript is spliced from 30 exons. Gene Ontology annotation, biological process: double-strand break repair via alternative nonhomologous end joining; DNA-templated DNA replication.
UUCGAAGAGCGGCGGGAAGCGGGAGGUGACACCUGUCACUAGGCCCGGGUUCUCCCGAGCGCGGGGGCGCUGGGACUAUGCUGUUCCCUAAACACCCGGCGAGGCAUGACUCUUCCGCGCCGGAGUGGGAAGCGGCGGCGAUCAGCGUCGGACUCAGACUCGUUCCCGGGAGGCGGCGGUGACCGCGGCGCGAGCCCGCAGCCCCCCGCGGGGCCGGCGCUGAGCCCGCCCCCGGGCCUGGGACGCAGCCUGACGGCCGCAGGACUAUGCAAGCAAACACUUCCUGAGGACCAACUAGACAAGCUGUUAUUGGCAAAUUGGGGACUUCCUAAAGCAGUUCUACAGAAAUAUCACAGUUUUGGUGUAAAAAAGAUGUUUGAAUGGCAGGCAGAAUGCCUUUUGCUUGGACAGGUCUUGGAAGGAAAGAAUUUAGUUUAUUCAGCUCCUACAAGUGCUGGGAAGACCCUUGUUGCAGAAUUACUUAUUUUGAAGCGCGUUUUGGAAAUGCGGAAGAAAGCUUUAUUUAUUCUUCCCUUUGUUUCUGUGGCUAAAGAGAAGAAAUACUAUCUCCAGAGUCUGUUUCAAGAAGUAGGAAUAAAAGUGGACGGCUAUAUGGGCAGUACCUCUCCAGCAGGUCAUUUCUCCUCCUUGGAUAUUGCUGUCUGCACAAUUGAGAGGGCCAAUGGUCUGAUCAAUCGCCUCAUAGAGGAAAAUAAGAUGGAUCUGUUAGGAAUGGUGGUCGUGGAUGAGCUACAUAUGCUGGGAGAUUCUCACCGAGGGUAUCUGCUGGAACUUCUGCUCACUAAGAUUUGCUACCUUACUCAGAAAUCAGCAUCUCGCCAGGCAGAUUUAGCCAGUCCUCUGUCUAAUGCUGUGCAAGUUGUUGGCAUGAGUGCCACUCUUCCUAAUUUGGAGGUUGUAGCUUCCUGGUUGAAUGCCGAACUCUACCAUACUGACUUUCGUCCUGUACCACUUUUGGAGUCAAUAAAAAUUGGAAAUUCCAUUUAUGACUCUUCAAUGAAACUUAUAAGGGAAUUUCAACCCAUGCUACAAGUGAAGGGAGAUGAGGAGCAUGUUGUUAGUUUAUGUUAUGAGACUGUUUGUGAUAACCAUUCAGUAUUACUUUUUUGUCCAUCAAAAAAAUGGUGUGAGAAGCUGGCAGAUAUCAUUGCUCAAGAGUUUUACAGUCUACACCAUCAAGCCAAGGGAGUAGCAAAACCAUCUGAAUUUACACCACCGAUUCUGGAACCAAAGAGCCUCCUGGAAGUAGUAGAUCAAUUGAAACGUUCACCUUCAGGACUGGACUCUGUGUUACAAAAAACUGUACCAUGGGGAGUAGCAUUUCAUCAUGCAGGUCUUACUUUUGAGGAGCGGGAUAUCAUUGAGGGAGCCUUCCGUCAAGGUCUCCUUCGGGUUCUGGCAGCAACUUCUACUCUUUCUUCUGGGGUGAAUUUACCCGCUCGUCGUGUGAUUAUUCGGACUCCUAUUUUCAGUGGUCACCCUCUCGACAUUCUUACUUACAAGCAGAUGGUUGGUCGUGCUGGCAGGAAAGGAGUAGACACAACGGGUGAGAGUAUCUUAAUUUGUAAGAACUCUGAGAAAUCAAAAGGCAUAGCUCUACUUCAGGGAUCCUUAAAACCUGUUUGCAGCUGUCUGCAAAGACAGGAUGGAGAGGAAGUAACUGCCAGUAUGAUUCGAGCUAUUCUGGAGAUAAUAGUUGGUGGAGUGGCAAGUACAUCACACGAUAUGCAGAUUUAUGCAUCUUGCACAUUUUUGGCUGCAAGUAUGAAAGAAGAGCAGCAGAGAAUUCAGAAAAAUCAAGGCUCUGUUCAACUUGGAGCAAUUGAAGCCUGUGUGAGGUGGCUACUGGAAAAUGAAUUUAUUCAGAUUACAGAAGCCAGCAAUGGGACAGAAGGAAAUGUGUAUCAUCCAACACAUCUUGGUACAGCUACUCUUUCUUCUUCACUUUCUCCAACUGAUACCUUAGAUGUUUUUGCUGACCUCCAAAGAGCAAUGAAGGGCUUUGUUUUAGAGAACGACCUUCAUAUUGUCUAUCUGGUUACACCUAUGUUUGAAGAUUGGACAAGUAUUGAUUGGUAUCGAUUUUUUUGUUUAUGGGAGAAGUUGCCAACUUCUAUGAAAAGGGUAGCAGAGCUGGUGGGAGUUGAAGAAGGGUUCUUGGCUCGCUGUGUGAAAGGAAAAGUAGUAGCCAGAACUGAGAGACAACACCGACAAAUGGCCAUCCACAAAAGGUUUUUCACCAGUCUUGUGCUAUUAGAUUUAAUCAGUGAAAUUCCCUUAAAGAAAAUUAUUCAGAAAUACGGAUGUAAUCGUGGACAGAUCCAAUCUCUGCAGCAAUCAGCUGCUGUUUAUGCAGGGAUGAUUACAGUGUUUUCCAACCGUCUGGGCUGGCACAACAUGGAACUGUUACUUUCCCAGUUUCAGAAGCGCCUCACCUUUGGCAUCCAGCGGGAGCUGUGUGACCUGGUCCGGGUGUCCUUACUUAAUGCGCAGCGAGCCAGGUUCCUCUACACUUCUGGCUUCCUUACUGUGGCAGAUCUUGCUAAGGCAAAUGUUGCUGAGGUGGAGGUGGUUCUGAAAAGAGCUGUGCCCUUCAAAAGUGCCCGAAAGGCAGUGGACGAGGAAGAGGAAGCAGUUGAAGAACGUCGGAAUAUGGGAACAGUUUGGGUGUCUGGCAGAAAAGGUUUAACUCCAAGAGAAGCAGCAGUCUUGAUAGUGGAUGAAGCCAAAAUGAUCCUGCAGCAGGACUUAGUUGAAAUGGGAGUUCAGUGGGAUUCCUGUUCCCCUUUAAGUGCUGGUACAUACUCACUGACUGGGAGUGAGUCAGAGGAGAAGGAACACACACUUGUACUACAGGCUCCAGGUUGUCGCAAACAAUUAACACCAAAGAACAAAAGUAAUACAAGAUUUAGUGACACUUAUGUUAGUAAUUCACCAAAUACAGUGGAAGAUUUAGAUAAAAGAAGAGAGCACACAAAUUCCUUUCACUGUAAGCUCCAGAAUAGUAAUCAGGGGCAUAGGAGAGAUUCCAUUUUCAGAGGAAGAAAACGGGCUUCUUUGGGCCUAAAAAAAGAGAAGCCCAGAACUUUUCUGAACGAGGGAAAAAUGAGCACUAGGAAAGUUGUUCCAGUCUCAUUAGGGAAAACAAAAAAAGCAACUUUGAAUUUUAGUUCAGACCAGAUGAGCCCAAGUUUUCUAUGUUGGAAACUUAGAAAGUGCCAAAAACAAUCCCGGGACAGAAGUCCUGUGACUGACUCUGGGAUGAAAGGCUCUAUGUCUGGUCCUGUUUGUGAAAACACAUUUAUGUUUGAUGAGAAGACUGUGGAAUUUCGAAGUCCAGAGCCCCUGGUCAAAAAUAUGGCUUGUGCUGGGGGAAGAAACAAUAAAACAUCAUUCCUGUUACAAACAGAGCAAUAUUGUUUAAGGAAUAGAACAAUAACUAAUGAUUCUCUUGUGGAGCAUUUUUUAAUGGGAUCCCCAAGCAAAAAUAGGAUUUGUGAGCCCACUAGUAUGGUUAGUAAAAAUGAAAGUGGAAUAGCUGUCAGUGAGACAGAAAAAAUAAAUAAAGUAGCAAUUCAAAAUGAUUCUAAAAACCAGAUUCUUCCUGUGAAACACCAUGAUACUCAUCCAGUGAACCAGUGGCUGGAAAAACAAUGUGGUAAACAGCCAGAUGCUUGUACUACACAGAAAAAAAUAACAGAGGCAAAAAUGCCUUGUGAGGUAGUCAGUAGUUGUAUGCAUAGAGUCAUAAAUGUUGCUUCUAGCAAAUGUGAAACUGUGAAGUCUAAUAGUGAAGAAAGUAAAUCCAAUCAUUCUCAAGCAUUAGGAAGUAGUAAAAGAACUGAGGUACCUAGUGGAAUAUUUCAGUCAGUGGGAAUAUUUGGGAAAUCAGGAGGUCAGCAUGAAAAAUUUUUAAAUUCUUCUAGAAUGCAAGAAAAAACAACAAACAAAAAUGAAAAUAAUCAUGCUUCCAAUUUAGGUUUAGUACUGUGUGAUUUUAAAGAUAGUUUCUACCUAGAUACUCAGUCAGAGAAAAUAAUUCAGCAGAUGGCAACUGAAAACACCAAACAAGGAGCAAACAACACCAACCUUACAGCAAGAAAAAGCUCAGACAGACAGAACUCACUGGGCUCUUUUCAGAAAGAGUUUCCUGUCACUUCCAGUGAGCAGCAUCCUCCAGGAGUGACGAGCACAGCCCAUUCAGACCCUAAGACUGUAGUCAUGGAGGAGCAAAGCACCAAACAUGGGGUUGAUAGCCCAACUCCAGAAAGCCCAAUUUUUAAUUCUCCAAUACUAAUAGAGGAAAAUGGACCUUGUUUUAAAGGAUGUGAAACUUCUGUUACUGACUCCCAAUUAAAUAGUUUUCUUCAAGGUUAUCAAACACCUGUGACUGUGAAGUCAGUCCUACCUGUGCUGCCUCCAAAGAGAACUCCCCCUGAUAUGAAAGGAGACUGUCUGCUAGAUCCUGAAACAAGCUUGAAUAUGAGUGACAGUUUUCUCUUUGACAGUUUCAGCGAAGACUUCCUAGUAAAAGAACAGCCACCUGAUGGGCAAGCAAAAGAACUCCUUCCUUCUGAAAUAACGUCAAACCGUGUCAGUGAUUCUCUGUGUCUGCAGCAAGAGGAUCCAGCUAAAACAUCAAGUAUGGAUAAACAUCAAAAUGUUCAGCAGCAGUUAACUUGUUUCAAUAAUGAAUCUAUUAUGUUUUCAGAAGUAGAUUCUGCUCAGAUGAUUGAAGCUAUGGACAAUGCCAAUGUAGCUUCUGUCCAAGAGAAACACAAUACUGAAGUACCUUUUAGAGCAUUAGAACAAAGUGAUUCAGUGAUUAAAGAUAAUGGUCACCCCCAUGGAGAGGUAAUUGGAGGACAUCAAGACGAAAUGGCUGAAAAGUCCACGUUAACUGAGACAAGGCCAAAUAAUGCAUUCAUAUGGUCAGGGGCGUCCUUUGAUUUAAGUCCAGGAUUGCAACAGAUUUUAGAUAAAGUGUCCAGCCCUCUAGAAAAUGAAAAACCAAAAUUAGUGACUGUACACUUACCUAGAUUGAAAGGACAAAGUACUGAGUUAAAUGAGAGACCAGAAAUGAUUUCAAAUUCAGAGACAUAUCAAUCUCAGGGAAUUUCACCUUCCUGUAAUAAUGGAGUAAAAAGCAAAAUGGAUGCACCAGAGAACAAGGCCAGUCACGGUGAAAGUCCAUCCCUCUUGCCUUGUAAAGAAAACUCAGUCAUCGAUGCUAAUGGUCUCAUUCCUCCUACACCCAUUCCAGUAUCUGCUUCUAAGCUGGUCUUCCACGAGAUUCUUGGACCUUCUGUAAAACCUUGUACAAAUAAUGCUUUACAGCUUGGUGAAGGUUAUUCAUUUGGGUCACCUUCAGAUAUGAAAAGCCAUGGCUUAAGUCCAGAGAGUAGGAGUCGUUUCCAAGGUGAUGGUCCUGUUAGACACACAAGUGUUUCACUCCAGGUGUCACAGGAUAGCUUGCAGUUAACUCCAGUCUCCUGCAGUUCAGAAAGUUUGGCUAUAAUCGAUGUAGCAAGUGACCAGACUCUCUUUCAGACAUUCAUUAAGGAGUGGCGGGGCAAACAACGGUUUUCUAUCGCACUGGCCUGUGAAAAGACAAGAAAUCUGACGUCCUCUAAAGCUGUUACUAUUGGUGAAAGGUUUAAGCAAGCUCGCUUACAUCAGGAAACCCCGGUUCAAGAUGAUAGAUUUUUUGUUCAAGGCUCAGAUGACACACUAGUGGUUGGACUGGCAGUGUGCUGGGGUGGAAGAGAUGCAUAUUAUGUUUCACUGCAGAAGGAGCAGCAGCAUUCUGAAAUUAGUGCCAGUUUGGCCCCACCUCCUCUGGAUCCAGCCCUGACUGUGAGAGAAAGGAUGUGGCACCUUCAGUCAUGCUUGCAAAAGGAAUCUGAUAAGGACCGCUCUGUUAUCAUCUAUGAUUUUAUCCAGAGCUAUAAAAUUCUUCUGCGGUCCUGUGGCAUCUCGCUGGAGCAAAGUUAUGAAGAUCCUAAGGUCGCAUGCUGGUUAUUAGAUCCAGACUCCAUGGAGCCGACUCUUCACAGUAUGGUCACCAGUUACCUUCCUCAUGAGCUCCCACUUCUAGAAGGCCUGGAGACCGGACCUGGAAUUCAAAGCCUGGGGCUGAAUGUGAGCACUGAGCAUUCUGGGCAGUACAGAGCAUCUGUAGAGUCCAUUCUCGUCUUCAACUGUAUGAACCAACUCAACUCUUUGUUGCAGAAGGAAAACCUUCAAGAUAUUUUCUACAAAGUGGAAAUGCCUUCCCAGUACUGCUUGGCCUUGCUAGAACUAAAUGGAAUCGGCUUUAGUACUGUGGAAUGUGAAAGCCAGAAACACAUCAUGCAAGCCAAACUGGAUGCGAUUGAGAUGCAGGCCUAUCAACUAGCUGGCCACAGUUUUUCCUUCACCAGUGCAGAUGACAUUGCAGAGGUUCUGUUUUUGGAAUUGAAGUUGCCGCCAGAUGGAGAGACAAAAAUCCAAAGCAGCAAGAAAACCCUGGGCUCCACCAGAAGAGGGAACGACCGGGCAUACAAGCAGAGGCUGGGGAGACGAUUCAGCACCAGCAAGGAUGUUUUAAAUAAAUUAAAGGAAUUGCAUCCUUUACCAGGCUUGAUACUGGAAUGGAGAAGAAUUACGAAUGCUAUUACCAAAGUGGUCUUUCCGCUGCAAAGGGAAAAGCGUCUGAAUCCUUUUCUCAGAAUGGAAAGAAUCUAUCCUGUGUCACAGUCACACACAGCUACAGGGCGAAUAACCUUUACAGAACCAAAUAUCCAGAAUGUUCCAAGAGAUUUUGAAAUCAAAAUGCCAACCCUUAUAGAAGAGAGCCCCCCUCCCCAAGCCCUAGGCAGAGGCCUGCUGCCCAUGGGCAGAGGACAGAAUAAGAGUUGUGUGCAGAAGCCUGGGCCCCAGGCGCAGAUGGAGAAGGCUUCAGACAGAGGGAUGCCAUUUUCAGUGAGCAUGCGACAUGCUUUUGUACCUUUCUCAGGUGGUUUAAUACUGGCUGCUGAUUACUCUCAGCUUGAACUGAGGGUCUUGGCUCAUUUAUCCCAUGAUCGUCGUCUCAUUCAAGCAUUAAAUUCUGGAGCUGAUGUUUUCAAGAGUAUUGCUGCAGAAUGGAAGAUGGUUGAGCCGGAGUCUGUUGAGGAUGAUCUGAGGCAACAAGCAAAGCAGAUUUGCUAUGGAAUCAUUUAUGGAAUAGGAGCUAAAUCUUUAGGAGAACAGAUGGGCAUUAAAGUAGAUGAUGCUGCUUGCUAUAUUGACUCCUUCAAGUCCAGAUACACAGGGAUUAGUCGCUUCCUGAGAGAGACAGUGAAGAACUGUGAAAGAGAUGGGUUUGUUCAGACCAUUUUGGGAAGGCGUAGAUAUCUGCCAGGAAUCAAAGACAACAACCUUUAUCGUAAAGCUCAUGCUGAACGUCAGGCCAUUAACACAACAGUCCAAGGAUCCGCAGCUGAUAUAGUCAAGGUGGCCACAGUUAACAUUCAGAAGCAGUUGGAGACCUUCCACUCAGCCUUCAAAUCUCACGGCCAUCGGGAGAGCGUGCUCCAAAGAGAAGGCACAGGAUUAGUACCCAAGAGAAAGCUGCCAGGGAUGUUCUGCCCAAUCAGAGGAGGCUUCUUCGUCCUUCAGCUCCACGAUGAACUUCUUUAUGAAGUAGCAGAAGAGGACAUUGUUCAGGUAGCUCAGAUUGUCAAGAAUGAAAUGGAGAGUGCCAUAAAACUUUCUGUGAAACUGAAAGUGAAAGUGAAGAUAGGUGCCAGCUGGGGAGAGCUGAAGGACUUUGAUGUAUAAUCUGCACCUGACGUGGUCUCCUGAGAAGCUUGGUGCAGAUAGAGCCAGCAGGAAAAGAGAGACUGCCCUUUCACCUGCUGGCGAGGACAAAGUGUGAGGUCAUGGUGGCUGCAGGAUGGAAAUCUAUAGUGAGAGUUUCAGAAUGUGUAUCAAGGUCUGCUCCCUGUGGUGUCAAAAAAGAUUUUAAGGGAAGAGCUGGAGGUGAAGUACCAAGUAUAAUGCUUAUAUUCACCACAGAGAGUACCUGUGAGUUGGUAUCAAUGAAUUUCAUAAUUUAUUGUGCCUCUAAAUGGGUGCAGAACAUAUGCUUGAAAUAUGCACUUAGCACUUGGAGUCCUUAUCUGUCUCAGUUGGACAUGAAAAUGGAGCCGCUGCCUCAGGGGUAUUUGCUGUCUUGUCCCGGGUGCAGCACUCAUGACAGAGAGCCAACAGGAGCCGCAGGCCGAGAAGGGUUUGGUUUCAUUUUUACCUCCAGGGUUAAGCAUGGUGUGCGAUCUUUUCCCUUCCAUCUUAAAACUUCUGAAGUAACAUUGGCUGCAAUAAGGUAAUAGCACUUAAUACGGAGGGAAGUCCUUUUCCAUGGGGUGUUUCUUACUCCUUUUUCUUCCUCAGGUCAGACAAUGAAAAUAUUUGGAAUAUUUAUGUAUUAAAAAUGAGCUGUACCUCUGUAAGAGGUGUCCGGCUGCGUCAGCUGAGGUAUUUAUUGCAGAUGAACAUAGUACACCCCUUUGUCAGUGCCCCCGUGCCUUUGUGUGUGUGACUGGGAGUAAUAUCCCUGCUGAAAAGAUUGAACAUCGUAAUCCCAGUCAGAGGUGUAGAGCUGACCUUUUUGCUGUUUAAAUAAAUUAAUUCAUGAGAAACUUUA